Molecule: messenger RNA, 2246 nt
Organism: Acanthochromis polyacanthus (spiny chromis)
Lineage: Eukaryota; Metazoa; Chordata; Actinopteri; Pomacentridae
Gene: sap30l
Product: sap30-like
Exons: 4
Coding region: 523-1059 (178 amino acids)
Biological process (GO): regulation of DNA-templated transcription
Cellular component (GO): histone deacetylase complex
Molecular function (GO): transcription coregulator activity; protein binding
Source: RefSeq, a predicted model, not a curated record
UCCAUUGUACGGGCUUCUCUGACGGAGUGCCGCGGUUAUUGAGCUACGGACUGUUAAAUUCGUGAUUUCCUCAAAGUUGCUUCAUAUUUUACAGCUGGUUGUCGCUUUUUUUAAAAGCUCAGAAUCAUACGAGUUUGUCCCGGGAAAGUUGCGGGUGUUUACAAGGACGGAUCUCCACCAUAGGAAUUUCUCCAUUAGCGGCAACUCAUCCACCUUGCUGUCUCCCGUUAGCACCGGAGCUAACCAGCGUUAGCCGCGGCGUGAAUCCGAAGGAGCUCCGCGGGAAUUAUGUCUUCAUCUCGGGGGGAUCGCGGUCCGAAAUAAGCCGGGAUCAAAAAACGAGCGGGGCUGCUAGCUCGCUGAGUAGCUGCGUAGCCCAGUUGGCUAGCUUGCUAACGCUAACGGUACCGGAUUGUCUUUCACAAAAGGGCGACGCGUGAACUUGAGACUCUGCAGCUCACUCAGCGCAGUGCUUUUUUAUUGUUUUUUAAUUGUCCGGACUGUCGUUGAAAAGGAUCCAAGAUGAACGGGUUCAGCACGGAGGAGGACAGCCACGACGGACCGCCCGCUCCGCCGUUCUACGGACAGAGCUGCUGCCUGAUCGAGGACGGGGAGCGCUGCGGCCGGUCGGCUGGAAACGCCUCCUUCAGCAAGAGGAUUCAGAAGAGCAUAUCCCAGAAGAAACUCAAGCUGGACAUCGACAAGAGCGUUCGACAUCUCUACAUCUGCGACUUCCACAAGAACUUCAUCCAGAGCGUCCGCAACAAGAGAAAGAGGAAGACCAGCGACGACGGAGGAGAGUCUCCGGACCACGACGUGGAGGUUCCAGAGGUGGACCUCUUCCAGCUGCAGGUGAACACGUUGAGGCGCUACAAGAGACACUACAAGCUGCAGACCCGACCCGGCCUCAACAAGGCCCAGCUGGCAGAGACGGUGAGUCGCCACUUCAGGAACAUCCAGGUGAACGAGAAGGAGACGCUGACCUACUUCAUCUACAUGGUGAAGAGCAGCAAGAGCCGGCUGGACCAGAAAGGAGACGGCGGCAAACCGCUGGACUAGAAAACCCCAAACCACCGCCACCGACUGACGGCAGCAACACAAAACCACCGAACUCCCGCCGUCCCGUUCAAACCGGACGAGGAGUCGGCCUCGUUUCCGACCACGGAGGAGCAGAUCCACCGAAAGAACGGUGUCGCGUCUCCGUACGAAGCUAAGCUGCCUUAAAGAAACGAAAUUGGGUCAAUUCUGGGAGAUCUUCUUCUGAACAACGCGACGGACGCUUGUGCCAAACAGGUUUUGGAACCGGAUGAUUUCUUUUUUAUUUGUUUUUUGGUGUUUUUUUUGGGGGGGGGGGUCUUUUUUUAUCAUAAAUAAAUGGAUUUCAUCGUCAGGACUCAGGUUCAGUCCAGGAAAACUGCAUCUUAAAACGGGAAGAUCUUCAAUAAUGUCGACUAAAAAGAGCCGAACUGAUCUUGGAGGACGUUUGAAGGCGGAUGACGCUUCUUCUUCUCUGCUUCUUUGUCUGUUUCUGUUAGUUUUUCUACGUACGAACACGAACUUCCUGGUCUGGUUGGUAGCUGCGUCCACUCUGUUUAGUUCGGCCUUCACUCUACUGGUUGUAUAAAGUUUCUGUUUUCUGUUUGUUUUCUGUCGUUUCCACAUGAAGUGAAAGUUGCGGGAGGAAUCCUCGGCGUCUUUUUAAUAUUUAAGAAUCGCAUCCAUUCGUCUGAUGGAUUUCCAGAAUGUUUUCCAGUUUAAAUGUGGCCGUCGGUUGCUGCAAAAGUCACGGUUUUAAUCAGAGUUGGUCGGUGAAAUCUUAAAAUUGCACAUUUUUUACUCCCUUUGCUUCCCAGAAAGCAGUAAAACGAGAACAAUUAGACUUUUUCAGGCAGUGAAAUAGUACUUUUUUGGUCAGAUUGGGUGUUUUAGAGCUCAAAAAGCUCCAAAAAUGUUCAUCACGAUGCUUUGUUUAAACUUUUAAGGCACUGCUGAGGCUCCCGACGACGUUUUACCCCCUCACGCUUUGGGUUCCUCUGCUUCACCACACCGACUCCUUUUACUUUCAUUUUAACGUGUCUGUUUUGAGUUUUGCUCGUAGGUCUGUUAGCGUCUGUAGAUAAAACUCAUCUUUAUUAACGUCUAGGUCGCUCCACAUUAACCUGAUUGUUGUAUUAGAAAACAGAAAAACAUAUUUAAGUCUGGCUGCUUCUUGCUCCUAAUAAUAUUAAUAAAUGUAUUGUACAGGC